Molecule: messenger RNA, 1560 nt
Organism: Marchantia polymorpha subsp. ruderalis
Lineage: Eukaryota; Viridiplantae; Streptophyta; Marchantiopsida; Marchantiales; Marchantiaceae
Source: the annotation of a GenBank genome assembly
UUUAAGCUGUGUUGUCUGGUUAGGGUGAGUGCAGUGUUGAGCAAGAAAUAGAAGGCAGCAUUCUGUCAGUGAGAGAAGACGAGAGAACGAGGCGAGGGAAGGAGAUUCGAGAUUGAGGACGAAGUUUGGUGCAGCGACAAAAUCAAAUUUGUGAGCCCAAUAUAGGGUUCGUGCAUUUCCUGGUUUAGACAGUUGGAUCGGCUUGGUCGUGCAGAGACAGAAGGUGGAAGAUGGCGAUGAUGAUGCCGCCUCGUAUGAAUCCAUCAGAUUCUGCUAGUGGACCGAAACAACACCAGUCCUGGAGCCCAUACGACAACAACGGAGGAACUUGCGUCGCCAUCGCGGGAUCAGACUACUGCGUCCUUGCCGCAGACACGAGAAUGUCGACGGGCUUUUCUAUUCUAACUCGUGACUACUCCAAAAUUUUUCAAAUAUCUGACCAAUGCGCUUUGGCAUCAUCGGGUUUUCAAGCCGACAUCAGAGCUCUUCAGAAGAAUCUAGAUGCACGACAUCAGACUUAUCAACAUCAGCACAACAAGCAGAUGAGUUGUCCAGCAAUGGCUCAACUGCUCUCAAACACACUUUACUACAAGCGUUUCUUUCCAUACUAUGCCUUUAAUGUGCUUGGUGGUUUAGAUGAUCAAGGAAAAGGAUGUGUUUACUCGUACGAUGCCGUCGGUUCAUACGAACGCGUAGGCUAUGCAGCCCAGGGUUCAGGCAUGCAGCUCAUUAUCCCGGUUCUUGACAACCAACUCAAAUCUGCAAGCCCUCUUGUUCUUCCCAAACGAGAAUCUGCUACCCCGUUGUCCGAGAGUGAGGCAGUUGACUUGGUGAAGGAUACCUUUGCAUCUGCGGCCGAGCGAGAUAUUUAUACGGGUGAUGGUGUCGAGAUCAUUGUUAUAAAUGCUCAAGGAGUUCAAAAGCACUACAUGGAGCUGAAGAAGGAUUAAGUUACUAUCUGCACCAAAGGCCACAGUUUUUGAAGUACGGAGUCAAUGGUCGCCUGAACUGAAGCUUAUUUGCGCGAGCCUCAUCUGGGUUAAGCUUGUUGUUUAGAGCCUCAGAUGUUGUUGGGGAAAGCUUAUGAAAAGGCCCAACAUAACUACUUAUGACGUGAUAAGCAAAAGCAAAGCAUUACGGGAGAUUCGAGCUACUGUUGAUGUUCUCUGUUCAUAUAGAGAUCCAAGUUCAUUCAUGGAUCCGGACCUCUACUUCUACCACGGGGGCGUCAUAAAGUCACGUGUAGAGCAGCAAGACCUUGAUCUCAGCAGUUCUUGGUCUUGAACAUAUAUCCGGUAUAAUCGAUGAUCUAGACCACACUUACUUCAGUCUGCGAGGGAAUUUUGUGCUAUAUUCUUGUAUAUCCUGACCUUGUGUUUCUCCGAUGAGAAGAACGGAUGUCGUUUGUGGUAAAGAAAAGAGAUGUGCAUGUUCAUGUCACUGGACAGAACAGUGGCAUUUAGCGUCUUUCCUCUUUGCCUGAGAGAACUUGUGGUCCGGAGAAAGGACAAGCCUUUUCGAAUGAUAUCACAUAAACCCGCAAUCGUGCUUCAUUGGUUU